AUGGCCGACAACGUUCUUACUUCCAGUGCUCAGGUCGGCGCCGAAGCUAUCAAUGUUCGCGCCGAAUUGAAAACAUGGGAGAAAGCUUUCUCAUCAGCCAAUGGGGGCCGCAAAGCCGGACGGGAUGAUAUCAAACAAAACUCCGAUAUUGCGGCUAAAUACAAGGAAUACAGUCGACUCAAGGCCCUUGAAGCAUCCCUAAGCAAGCGCGAAAAUAGUCGACAGGAGCCAUAUGAAAUCACACCCCGCAAAUCGUCUAGAGGACUCUUUGCGACUCCGUCCAACAAUCGCUCCAAGCACCACCCUGCGCAGCUCGAUCCGUAUGACUCGCCGUCGACUCUUCGCAGACUCUUUAGUCCCAGUACACACCGGCAAGGAUUGCCAGCACCAUCGCCAUUGAAGGCCGCAAUUGGUCCCACGCCUCAACGGGAUGGAAAGACAUUGGGUCUGUUCGACAUGCUAUCCGAAUCUGGUGGCAGUGGUGGAACGCCCUCCACAGCAAGGAAAACGAAUAACCUAGCCGCCUCGUUCCGAACGCCAUCCAAGAAAAGGCCCGUGAACACUAUGCCCGAGGUUCCGGAAGAAGAGCCUCAACAGGAGACGCCUAGACUUGCGCGAACUCCUGCGUCUGAGACUAAGCAGUUCUAUCUUGCAAAUCUGUUCGCAACACCGACUACGAUGCGUUAUGCCGCAAUGGUAGAAGCGGAUGAUAAUGUAGAUGCACAGAAGAUAAAUCCGCUAAACUUGGCCCCUGAAAUAUCACCCCAAGAAGCGCAAUCUGGGACGCCGUCUUUCCUCCGUCGCUCCAACCCUGGUCGCUAUCCUCCACCUAGCGCAAAGCAUGAUGGUCCAGGACUUAGUCCUAUCGUUUCGCGCAAGCCGCAAAGAUUCGCCAGCAAGGGGCUAACACAUUUGGUCCAAGGCCUGCGGGACAUGGAGGAAGAUCGCAUGGAUGACGACUGGGAUGUGAUGCGCGAGAUGGAGGAAGAGGCAGAGGCGAAAGAAGCUGCCAAGCUCCAGGUUGAGGACAGUCAAGGACCAGAUGUGAACCGGAAGUACAAGAAGAAGGGCCAGAAGCGGACGACACGAAGAGUGAUUAUGAGACCGGUCAUCCAUCAACCGAAGCCGAAAUCAACCCCAGCGCCUGCAACGGAGGAGGACUGGGAAGCCGAGGAUGAUGUCGUAGCAGUUCCUGAGACGCAGCAGCCACCUCCUGCUAGUGACGGCUGGGAUGACGUCCCGAGUGACAUUGAGCGAGCGGGCGAGGCCGCUUCCCUUCAUACCGUGUCGGAGCCCGAGCUUGAUACCGAGGCUGAAUUAGAUCCCGACUCGGACGAUGAUCCCGAGUUUGGAGAACAGCCAAAGCCUGUUGCCAGACCGAAGAGUUUCUCGGAGAGAAUCAAGGAAGCUGUUUCAUCCUCUGCCGCGAAAUCACAGGAACAAGAACCCAUGGGCAAACCUCCGAAGAAGCCUUCCGAGACUGCCGAAGCAAAGAAACCUCGUGCCCGGAAGAUCAACCCCCAAGCUCAUGCAAAUUAUCGAUCAAUAAGCAUCAACAGAGGAGGUUCCUCGCGGGGUAGAGGGCGUUUCCGCCGGAAGUAA
Penicillium verrucosum is the source of this 1602-nucleotide messenger RNA. It is a transcript of the gene sld2, whose product is annotated as protein sld2. The transcript has 3 exons. The coding region runs from base 1 to 1602 and encodes 533 amino acids. Gene Ontology annotation, cellular component: DNA replication preinitiation complex. Gene Ontology annotation, biological process: DNA replication initiation; DNA replication; double-strand break repair via break-induced replication. Gene Ontology annotation, molecular function: DNA replication origin binding; single-stranded DNA binding. NCBI's taxonomy places the organism in Eukaryota, Fungi, Ascomycota, Eurotiomycetes, Eurotiales, Aspergillaceae. The record is from RefSeq and is a predicted model, not a curated record.